GUUUAAUAAAUUCUGCACUUGAGGAAGUUUUUUUCACCUUUAAUCUUGAUUCAUAAAUUAUAUUAUAAAUUGAAAUGAGGUAACGGUAAUUAAUCUUCCAGGUAUCCAAGAUAUAGAUUCAAAUUGCCAUCAGGAUGAAGAUAAAAGUAUUUAUACCCAUAUUUUUGAGGGCUUUGAUCUAUUGAAAGAUUUUAUUGUGUAGCUAUUGUGUAAAUAUCCAUUGUAGGCCAGCAUUAUUUCUUCUGACCCUCUCUGUGGGGAGUUGCUAUCGUUCCAUAUCACCGCUACCGGUUGAUAACGUACAUUUUCCAUUUCACAGAGAUAAGCGCACUGCCUUUUUGUCGCGCCGGGAUUAGGGUAGAUUUUCUUUAAAAAACCACUUGCACACAGCGAGUUCAGGCAUUCGACGCUCUGCUCUCAGCACCUCAGCACCUACAAGUCUUAUCACUGAGCUACCGCGAUCAAUCCGCUUCGAUUUCCCUCGCUGUCUAUAUUGAGUUUAAAUUCCGAUACGAAGUUGAGAUGGAUCUGAUGGCUAUGGAUCACGACCACGAUCACGGCACCUCGGACGAUGAUGACACUACCAAAUCCUGUCCCAUGAUCAUGGUGUUCCAUGGCGGACACUGCGAACGGAUUUUGUGGCGCGGUUGGGUGGCUUAUACUGUCACCGAAUUCGUCCUCUCGGCCCUAGCCAUCUUUGUGGUGUCCUUCCUGUACGAGGCACUCAAGUUCCUGCGGCAGCAUCUAGCUCGGCGGGAUGCUCGGAAGGAGAGUGAACGCUUGGCGGAAGAGCAGCGCCGAAAGAAUGAGAAUCCCACCGCAGGAGGAUGUUGCUCGGAAACCCCAUUAGCGGAAGAACGGGAUCCGUCCUAUUGGCAGCGAUUGUUCGCCUCGACUCACAUUAUUCAAGCCCUGCUGAACUUGGUGCAGAUCGUCAUAUCCUAUCUGCUCAUGUUGAUCUUCAUGACGUUCAACUAUUGGCUCUGUUUGGCUGUGAUUUUGGGCCUGGGUCUGGGGUACUUCUUCUUCGGAUGGAACAAGAAGAGCCCCGACGAAAGCGAGUGCUGUCCUUAAACCAAUAUGUUUCAUUGCUGCAUUGCUGUUACUGUUGUUAAUUAUAUAAGCCCUUUUAUGACUUACACAUCAGUAGUCCGUCCCCAAAAUAAUAACAGAAAUUGUCUAAAAAUACAAUUUUAUUCGGUAAUUACAUUUGCAUUAAUUUUAAUUGAUGUAAUCGUAGCAUAAAUUAGUCAACUAGUUUACUUAAUGAGCAUAUUGUACAAAUAGUAGUUAUGAGAACGAGAACCUAUACAACAAUUAUGUGCCUAUACGACGUACCACUCAAUACUUUCCAUUUUAUAAUAAAGUUUUUCUUUUUAUUUUA
Molecule: messenger RNA, 1384 nt
Organism: Drosophila ananassae
Lineage: Eukaryota; Metazoa; Arthropoda; Insecta; Diptera; Drosophilidae
Gene: Ctr1B
Product: high affinity copper uptake protein 1
Exons: 2
Coding region: 523-1074 (183 amino acids)
Biological process (GO): copper ion transmembrane transport
Cellular component (GO): membrane
Molecular function (GO): copper ion transmembrane transporter activity
Source: RefSeq, a predicted model, not a curated record